UUUAGGCACCAACAGGAAUAUUACUCGACAGGUUUGGGAGCUGCACCCUUGCCUCCGUUCGGGUGCCCGCCUUCCGCACCCAGGGCCCGCAUAAAAUGCCCGCCAAUGGCACCUGCAUUGGAGUGCAUGAGACUGCGCCUUGCAACGAGAGAACGCCAAACUCGCCACAUGUUUCUCACUGGGCGUCAAGACGGUAUUCUGGGUAAUAUGAGGUAUCGAAGACACUCAAUACCGUAUCAUACAUGCACUGCUUGCACUCGUCAUCUUCAUAUCGUGUCCGCUAUCAACAGAGGAAGCCUUAUUAUGCCCGUAUAAGAAGUUGAAGCGUCAGUGUGUUUUUCUCCGAGCCAAAUUCCAACCUACAUCUUUCUUCAACAGUAUAUUUGCCCCUACCUUCCCAUCUUGUGCAUUCAUUCACGGUUGACCAUCGACGAAUCUUACAAGAGCUGUUCUCGAAGAAACCGGGCGCUCUUUUACGCCAUGGGUGAGACGUUCAUGAUAACCCGCGCCCUGUACGAAGAUCAGUCGCUGGAGGCAGACUGCACCUCGUAUCAUUUGAGAAAUCCGGAAGGAGAGGACUUUCGAACAGUCUUUGCAGAGACGCCAAACAAAAAGUCCAAGCUCAGCUACAGUGCGCAGUUGACUGAGAUACACCAUGGAAUGAUGAAGUUCCACGGCAAUUCUUGUCCGGCCACGCUCAUCAUCUUGGAAUUCCGUUUUCACUCCAAACGCCAAACAAGCCGGUACAGAUCAGUGGAUAUCGACUUGGUCUUCCGCAAUGGAAAUGGGAUCGCGCGUAAGGAUCCCGAAGUGGUCGGGAUGGCACCGGAAAGACAAUACCACCUCAACAAGACCUCUCACGAGAGGACGACAACUUAUGGGGCAUCGCUCGGGGCCAACAUAGGUCCAGGGGGGCUGGCCGGUGCCGAAACGGGUGUCAGCUGGGAACUUUGCACAAAGUGGACGAAGGAGUGCAAGGCCACUUUGACUGGGGAGUCAAUGUUUUCGCCAGAGUCGACCUGGCGAAACGCGUUGCAGUGGUCGAUGAGUGAGAACGACCGGGCCGAGGAUGGGAUUCCGACCUUCCUGCAGGCUGCGGUUUUGCUGAGAAGGAACAACGACGAGCCAUUCACGUGCCAGAUGAGCCUCAAAAGCGGGGCGAACAAGGGCCAAAAGUUCCUCCGCUUCUCAGACAAGUUGACCGACGAGGACAAAGACAUUGACCCUAUCACGCUGGAUCCCAAAAGACGGCAGCUUGAAAGCAACCGAGCCACCGGCAUCCAACGAGAAGACCUGGGACAUAUGGAGACUCUCCUGGAGCGGAUUGGCAGAUACUGCAAAGUCAGCUUUUCGCAGACCGACCUUACUCCCGCUUGCGCCGAGUCUCUGGCUGUUUCUGCACCCGCCGGACACGUUCGGGUGGACGAGAUGAUCAGCGAGUCGGUGGUAUCAGAGGUACCCAACAUGCAGCCGUCGAAUGUUACAUCUCUGGCGGAUAUCUCAGCAUCAGCGUACAAGCUACAGGAAAGGGCGAGCGGGGUGGACGGUUCGACGCUUCACAUGGUGCUCUUGGCAGCCCAGGAGGCAGCUGAGGCGGCAGCAGCGGCAACCAGAGCUGCCACAAAGGCAAUGGAAGCAGUGAAUGAAGCGACAGCGGCGGCAGCAAGAGCAAACAAGGCAACCAAUCUCCUAGCAGAGGUCACAUCUCGGAUGGUUAAUAACGGGGAGUGCUACCUUCCAUGGCACCAGGGAAAGAGGCAGAGCGGGAUGCUCAGCGGCGGGGGUUAAUGCGGGGUUCCACUUUCGGAAGGGGAUGUUGCAGCUAACACAGUACAGCUGACAGUAGGGGCAGUGCGGCGCUUAGGUACCUUCUUCCACCUAUCGAGAGUUUCAAUACAUACAUGUUUUUUUGUUCCUGUUACAGCGUAUUUCGCCCUUUCCGGUCUGCAGGGUAACAUAAAAAAAAAACUUUGUCGUAAUGCAGCGUACAUCCGGUUUCCAUCCA
Molecule: messenger RNA, 2005 nt
Organism: Neurospora tetraspora
Lineage: Eukaryota; Fungi; Ascomycota; Sordariomycetes; Sordariales; Sordariaceae
Exons: 1
Coding region: 481-1788 (435 amino acids)
Source: RefSeq, a predicted model, not a curated record